AUGCCUUACCCUACCCGUCAACUAGGCAAAAAUGGCCCAUUUGUGAGCUCAAUCGGUCUCGGUACCAUGGGUGUCGGUAUCUUCUACGGGAAGAGUGAUGAGGAAGCGUCUUUGAAGACCCUCACAUACGCUGCCGACAGGGGUGUUACCUUUUGGGACACGUCCGAUUUCUAUGGUACAAGUGAAGCAACACUUGGAAAAUGGUUCGCCAAGACGGGCCGGCGCUCGGAAAUCUUCCUUGCCACCAAGUUCGGUGCCCUCGACUACAGCGACCCCGAGCGCACUGCAAAGCAUCUACCAAACAGCAUGCCAUCGUACAUCGCAAGACAGAUCGAAGCUUCCCUGAAAGCCCUCCAAACCGACUACAUCGACCUCUACUACCAGCACCGCGUCGACCCCAGGGUCCCCAUCGAAGUCGUUGUCCAAACGCUCAAGCCCUACGUAGAGAGCGGCAAAAUCCGAUGGAUCGGUCUUAGCGAGUGCAGCAAGGAGACCCUCCUACGCGCCAAAUCCGUCCCUGGCAUCGGCGAGAAGGUCAUCGCUGCCCAGAUGGAAUUCAGCCCCUUCGAGUUGAGCAUCGAAAAGAACGGAUUUGCCAAAGCCGCUGAAGAUGCCGGGGUCGCCAUCGUCGCAUACUCGCCGCUGUCGCGUGGCCUCGUCAGUGGAAAGUACACAUCUCCCAACGACUUCGAGGAAGGAGACAUCCGAAAGAUGCUCCCCCGUUUCCAGCCCGAUAACUUCCCAAAGAACCUAGAAGUUGUCGCUAAGCUGAAGGCAAUCGCUGAGAAGUACAAAGCGACCUCCGGCCAGAUUGCCUUGGCCUGGAUAAUCGCCGCACACCCCAACUACUUCCCCAUCCCUGGUACCCGUAAUAUUGAACGGUUGGAGGAGAACUCCAAAGCCGCUGAGAUCGAGUUGAGUGCUCAGGAUGUCAAGGACAUCAGCGCCAUCGUGGAGAAUGCCGAUGUCGCGGGGGCUCGUUACCCAGCCUUCGCUAUGCCACAAGGCGACUGCAUCCCUCUCGAUCAAUGGAAGGGAGAGUAA
Messenger RNA from Pleurotus ostreatus (oyster mushroom), 1044 nucleotides. RefSeq lists its product as uncharacterized. Bases 1 to 1044 code for a protein of 347 amino acids. The record is from RefSeq and is a predicted model, not a curated record. Lineage: Eukaryota; Fungi; Basidiomycota; Agaricomycetes; Agaricales; Pleurotaceae. The transcript has 5 exons. Gene Ontology annotation, cellular component: cytoplasm.